UCAAAGAAGACUUUCAAAACUUUAUUAGUUUUGGGAGAAUACCUUCAUUUGGUUUCGAUGAUGACCAGUUUGAUGGGUUUACUGUUACAAAAGUAUGAACCCAUGAAAAAUUUUUUUUGAUUUAUUAACAAGUUGAAUAUAAAGCAAGCAGGUUAUAUCAAGUGGAGCACACCAGUUUCAGUUGGCAAAUAACAACUUCAACAAUACUCUGCAAACAACGAGGAAACUUCUGUCGUUAGUUCUUGUGUAUUUAAAUGUUCUGGAAACUUCCAAUGUAAAUAUUUUCAUUUGAAGAAAAUCGUUAUGAGUCGGAAAAUGUUUGCCCGGCGGCAGUCGGUACCGGUCAACUCAAUUGGUCAGGAAUUAUCCGAGGAGGAAGAGGACACAUUCAAAAUGUUUGAGGAGAAACUGAAAAAGCCAUGGCAUAAUAACGAUUGGUUAUAUAAGCGCCGUUUGUCGAGUCCAGCGGCCCCACAACCCUUGAUAGCCAAAAGGUUGACGCCCAAGGAUGAUAGGAAACAAAAGUCGCUUGAUUCUCUUGUUUCUAGUGAUAAAAAGCUGCUUGGGGAGCAUGGUAUGCGCGUACGUGACUUGAUAGCUGACGUCAUCUUUCAGCAUAAAAUGCCGCAUUUUCGUGUGAAGUUGGCUGCCAGUCGAGCUGUCGUAAAUGAAGAUGCUGAUGCUGUUUUGUUGUUUGAUAAGGAAAUCGUGAUUGAAGUUCCCAAAGAUGAAGAUUUUGGCACAGGUGAUGAUAAGGUGUUGUACUGUUUGAAAGCUUUGGCUUAUACAGAGGAAAGCUACCUGGCACUCUUGCGGAGCAUACAAACCACAUAUGCAAAUCCACUGAAGAAUGAGGUAUUGCUGACUGAAGAAGAAAAUGACACGCUGUUUGGUAAAUUAGAACCAAUCUUAACUGCCAGCUCUUCAUUGCUGAAAAAGUUAAAUGAAAUAACUUCAGAUUGGAAAAAGGAUGAAACAAAACUAGGUUGUCUUUUUGGUGAUGACUUUUGGAAUGUAUACUUGGAUUAUUAUGCAAAUUACAAGAAACUUAAGAGUCUUCUGCAUCAAAAGACGGCCAUGAGUCGCGAGUUUGUCUCGUUUUGUAAAUCUCAACGUGGUGCUACUAGGCAUUCUCUGGAAUCAUUGCUGCUUCUUCCGGUAAGUGGAACAAUUUGA
Molecule: messenger RNA, 1176 nt
Organism: Anneissia japonica
Lineage: Eukaryota; Metazoa; Echinodermata; Crinoidea; Comatulida; Comatulidae
Exons: 7
Coding region: 304-1176 (290 amino acids)
Cellular component (GO): cytoplasm
Molecular function (GO): guanyl-nucleotide exchange factor activity
Source: RefSeq, a predicted model, not a curated record